AUGGGCCUCCACAACACCAAAGACUCCAAAGUCAAACAAGGCAAUAUAUUAAUGUUAGGACUUGAUUCUGCAGGGAAAUCUACACUAUUGUACAAGCUGAAGUACAAUGAUGUUUUUCUAACAAUUCCAACAAUUGGCUUUAAUGUUGAUAUGAUUGAAACUGAGAAAGAUUUUGCAUUGACCUUUUGGGAUGUUGGAGGACAACACAAAAUGAGGCAGCUUUGGUGCAAUUUCUUGGAAAAUGCAGAUGGGCUUCUGUAUGUUGUGGAUAGCUCUGAUAAGCAACGUCUGGAAGAAUCAAAGAAAGAAUUUGAACUCAUUUUAAAGAAUGAAUUUAUAAAAAAUGUACCAGUAGUUCUGCUAGCAAACAAACAGGAUUUGCCUGGAGCUUUGAAUGCUGAGGAAGUAACGAGGAGAUUCAACAUGAAGAAGUACUGCAGUGACAGAAAUUGGUAUGUACAACCCUGUUGUGCCAUCACAGGAGAAGGUUUGUCAGGUGCUCUCGAAAGACUAACUGUAUUUGCAAAAAACCACAGGAGAUCAAAAGACACUUCUACAAUUUUUAAGCAAAAUGAAAAACUUUAA
This is a messenger RNA of Rhea pennata, 585 nucleotides long. It is a transcript of the gene ARL14, whose product is annotated as ADP ribosylation factor like GTPase 14. The transcript has a single exon. Gene Ontology annotation, molecular function: GTPase activity; GTP binding. The coding region runs from base 1 to 585 and encodes 194 amino acids. Gene Ontology annotation, biological process: intracellular protein transport; vesicle-mediated transport. The record is from RefSeq and is a predicted model, not a curated record. Gene Ontology annotation, cellular component: plasma membrane; cytoplasm. NCBI's taxonomy places the organism in Eukaryota, Metazoa, Chordata, Aves, Rheiformes, Rheidae.